AAGAAUAAGCCCUCAUCUAUCGAUCAAGCAGAUCGACCUUGAUAUGUUGUGAAAAUUGGUUUUCGGAAAGUGUCAAACCUAAUCGAUCAAAACAGAAACCAGUUAAAGAAUUAAUCAGAUCGAAGUAAGAAAGUGAUCGAUCGAUCGAUCUAGCAAAAAGCAAUUAGCUAGCUUGCUAGAGAUGAGUACAGGAGAUCAUGCAAAUAAGGAGGACAAUUUGCCACCAGGGUUUCGAUUUCAUCCAACAGAUGAGGAACUGAUUACGUAUUAUCUGAUGAACAAGAUAUCAGAUGCUACAUUCACAGGAAGGGCAAUCGCUGAUGUUGAUCUCAACAAAUGUGAACCAUGGGAACUUCCUGCAAAGGCGAAAAUGGGAGAGAAGGAGUGGUACUUCUUCAGCCUUCGAGAUCGGAAAUAUCCAACCGGAGUGAGAACAAACCGAGCCACAAACACUGGAUACUGGAAGACCACAGGAAAAGACAAAGAGAUCUUCAACAGUGCCACCUCUGAGCUGGUUGGGAUGAAGAAAACUCUAGUUUUCUAUAGAGGCCGAGCUCCCAGGGGAGAGAAAUCCAACUGGGUUAUGCACGAAUAUCGCAUUCAUUCCAAAUCCAGUUUUAGACCGUCUAAGGAUGAAUGGGUAGUAUGCCGAGUCUUCCAGAAGAGUGCUGGUGUUAAAAAGUACCCACCCUCAAACCAAUCAUCAUCUUCAUCAAGAGGAGCAAAUCCCUACAACAUGGAACUAAUGGGUCCGAGUGUUAACGUAGUUCAAUCACCCAUAAUGCAGCUUGGUCAUGAGCACCAGUUCCCAAACUACGGCAGAAGCUACAUGACCAACGCUGAGAUGGCAGAGCUUUCCAGGGUCCUGAGAGGUGGUGGCGUUGCUACUGGUUCAACCAGUAGCCCUAUGAACCUUCCCUUGCUGCAACCCCAGUUCAGCUACCCCAACCUUGGAGGAGGAGGCUUCACAAUUUCUGGGCUCAAUUUGAACCUUGGGGGCCCAUCAACUCAGUCUAACUUAAGGCCCAUGUCUGGAAUACAUCAAGCUCAUCAGGCAAUGAACAAUCAUCAAGAUGUUGCUAACUCUUCAAUGAUGACUAGUGCUGGUGGUGCUGUUGGUCAAGAUCAAGCUGGGUAUGGUAAUAUAGACAUGAACAAUGGAAAUGUGCCUGCCGGGAACAGAUACAUGAACAUGGUCGACCAGUGCGUCGAUCUCGAUCACUACUGGCCGUCGUAUUAGGGCGGUCUAAGAUUCUCGGAGAAUCCCAACAAUCGAGCAUAAGUUGGACAAGUUUGUUGCUAGUUAUUAUGUUCUUGUUAGACUCGAUAGAUAUGUUCGUAUUUCAAGGGCCUUGAUGGGGUAAAAUACCCAGCAAUUAUGGUCAUGUAUGAUCGUUUUCAUAGGGCAUUAUGAAUUGAGAGUUAAAUACUACACUGCGUUGGUAAUAGUGGUGUUUCAAUAA
This is a messenger RNA of Fragaria vesca subsp. vesca, 1463 nucleotides long. Its product is annotated as NAC domain-containing protein 100-like. Gene Ontology annotation, biological process: regulation of DNA-templated transcription. The record is from RefSeq and is a predicted model, not a curated record. Lineage: Eukaryota; Viridiplantae; Streptophyta; Magnoliopsida; Rosales; Rosaceae. The coding region runs from base 182 to 1240 and encodes 352 amino acids. The transcript has 4 exons. Gene Ontology annotation, molecular function: DNA binding.